AUGACUCCCCAACAACCUUCCCAAAAAACCCUAGAAGCCCACUGCCGGUGCACUGCUGUGCAUUUCACCAUCACCAUCCCAGCAGACCACCCUCUAAAGAUCAAGUUGUGUCACUGCACGAUCUGCCGGUACACACACGGUACGCCCUGCAGUUUCACUGCCGCGCUUCCACUCAGCGUUGAGCCACAGUUCGUCACACCCUCGCGCAUCAACAGCCUCACAGCCUAUACGUAUCCCGGGGCGCGAUAUACCCGUUUCUUCUGCAGUACCUGCGGUUGCCAGAUUGGGAGGCAGAGCGCUACAGAUGGGAGAUGGUUUAUCUCCAGCGCGAUAUUUAAGGACAGUGACAGCCAGGAUGAGGGUGUUUGGGUGUAUGACGAGCAUGUCUUUACUGGGUCCGCGGCUGAUGGUGGGAUUUCAGGGCUUGUGGCCUCUGUUGGUGGGAGGGAAUUGGGGGUCGAAAAUCCAGCUCCAGCUUCUGCUCCAGCCAGGUCUCCGCCAAAUACACCUACAAGACCACACAAUCGAGACAGUCUUCAAGCCCAAUGCCACUGCGCCGGCGUCUCCUUCACCGUCAGCCGCCCACGACCAGACUUCCUCACAACCCCUAUGAGCAAUGGGUUGACACAUCCAUCCGACAGAACCAAAUGGCUCGCAUCCCUCGACCUCUGCACAGACUGCCGCCUAGUCAACGGGACGAACGUGAUCGGAUGGAUGUUUGUUCCGCUUGAUCACAUCUCGCCUUCUCCCGCCGGCCCGGAUCUGCUCCAUGGAUCAUCGAAAACCUACCACUCCAGCGAGGGUAUAACGCGGAGCUUUUGUGGGACCUGCGGUGCCACGGUUUUCUUUGCUUGGGAUGGACGGCCUGGCGAGGUUAAUGUUGCCACGGGCCUUUUGCGUGCAACGGAAGGUGUUAUGGCCGAGGCGUGGAUCCUGUGGAUGGCUGGGAGGAUUUCGUGGUUUGAAGAUGGGGUGGUGUUUCAUGAACAAUUUGCGAGGAGUUUGAGGGAUGGGUUGAGGGAUUGGGGGAGGAAACGCGGGCAGGGGGAGGGUUGGAUAGCGCCUUAG
Molecule: messenger RNA, 1068 nt
Organism: Penicillium lagena
Lineage: Eukaryota; Fungi; Ascomycota; Eurotiomycetes; Eurotiales; Aspergillaceae
Product: GFA family protein
Exons: 1
Coding region: 1-1068 (355 amino acids)
Molecular function (GO): carbon-sulfur lyase activity
Source: RefSeq, a predicted model, not a curated record